GCUACGCCAUUAAGAUACGGAGCGGUCAUUCAUGGGGACGAUGUGUUUUUGUUUGAAAAGAUCUGCUCCACAAGCUUGCAAGGGAUUAAAAAAGAUAUGCAUGGAAUUCCAGUAAAGCAAUACUGGUAUUUAAUGUUGGCUGUACUACAGAUCACUCGGUCUGGUAUAGGAGGUGAGUCGGAUAGCUACAAGAAGUAAAUAUAAACACCAAACUCUUACAUCAGAGUAUGUUGUACUUCUACUAAUCGGCAUGUUGUAAACUAACACCAGAAUGUGGGCUAAGUAAAGACAGUAGGAAAUGCGCUCUGGCUGAGCUUUGGAGUAGUAAAAAGCUGUAUGUGGGUGUGUCAGUGGAGUAUGACAGGCUGACUGUCGCUCCUACGCUGACAUGCAAAGAACAAAUGCGCCCCGGCGCGCGCACAGAGAAACAUGGCCGGGUUCGGCUCAUUUCUCAGAGUCAGAUGAGGACUGCAUUGAGAUCCUUUUCAAAACACUCCUGUAACCUCCUGUGCGAGCUGGAAGUGCUCGAAAGAGAUGUGGAAUGCGCUCGGAACCGGCUCAGGUUUUUACAGUGGCGGAGGCUACGUGUGUAAGGCGCACGGCUGGGAAUUUGUGCCGUGCUCCUUGCUGGAGAGGGAAGGGGACAGGAAACGCAGUCGGAGUCCACUCCGUGGAGUGACCUCUACGGCCUCUGUAGGGCAUUUUUCCGAGCACUCUGGAGUCGGACGUGCAGCGUCGCCCUCCGCAGACCUGCCAAACCAACAUUUACGACUCAGAAAGAGGUUCGAGGAGCUCAGGAGGCGUCACGGUCAGCAAAAAGACGCCUGGAUGAAAGAGAAGGAAAUGCUUUUGAGAGAAGUGGCAGACGUGCAAGGCGGAGAGAACAGACGGAUAUUGUUGGAUCUGAAGACGUUGUUGGAGGAGGUGCAGUCCGAGGUGAAAAGGGAAGAGAGUAAACGCAGCGAACUCCAGCUGCAGUACACCAAGGACCAGUGCGCAUGGGAGCUGGAAAAGGCAGAGCUGAAAUGCAGAAUUGCACAGUUGGAGGCCAAAGGAACAGUGAAUAGAAAGACUGGAGAUACAGUAAGAAGGGAAAGAGAGGAAGAGCGGAGGCUGUUGGCAGACACUCAUACUGCAGCAAUGGACCUGCGCUGUCGGCUGGAGCACAGCGAGAGGGACUGGGCGAGGGAGAAAUCGGAGCUUUUGGAGCGCUUUGAUUUGGAGAGGAAGGAGUGGGAGAGUCAGCUAAGGGACAUGCAGCACAAGAUUGAGGAGCUGUACAAUGAAGUGAAGACUCAUCGAGAGAAAGGUGCUUUUGGACCAAACAUCGGUGCACAAACCACUGGCAUAAGGCUCAGUACACAUUCUGGCAGCACUGUAUCCAGCACUCUGACUGACUCCUCAGAGGCCCACAGCAGCAGUUACUCUGAGCCUCUCACCCAGCAUAGGCAUAGCAGCACUGACUCCAGUCGUAACUGCAGUGAACCCAUUGGCCAGCAUUACAGCAUUCAGUGUGAGCGAUCAAAGCAGAGUAGCUCCGGGAAGUCUGAGUAUAAUGAACUUGAGGCCAUUAACACUCCAGAGCUAGAAGAUAUUCUUCAUGUAUGCCUUGUGAACAAGCCCAUCUCCGGUGCACAAAAUGAUCUGCUCACCUCCUGCCCAGGGUUUCAGAAUAAGGACAUCAACUGUGCGACUGAUAAAAAGAAGAACACAAUGGCUCUUAAUGCUUUAAAUAUAUUUUUACAGGCUCUUAAAGAAAUUGCUAGGGUUAGUGAGGAGCUGUGCAGCUACCAGGAUGAGAUCAGAAAGAAGUCUGAUGUCAAGAGAAGCCAGACUGAGUCAGUGUUCUUUCCAGGAGAUGUUGAGGUGGGUGAGAAAUGUAUGCUGGAACCGGGCGACACUGAUUUUAACGUGAAUGAGUGGUACAAAGAUCUUCAAGCCCUGGACAAACAGAAACGGAUUAACUGGGACGAUGUUAAAAAGGAUUCAACCAAGACUGAAAGUGACACUGAACUACCUGUAAAGAGAAGAGAUGUUCCUCCGAUACCGUUCAGGAGCACAUCGUGGUACAUUAACAGCCCCUCGGCUACAGAUAUACCAUCCAGUGCCCCGGAGCCACAGAUGCGCAAAACAUGCCGAAGCCCUUGCCUUCACAAAAAGUGCAACAGCCCCUCGAUCGUGCGAAGAUUUGAGGCAAUGCUACAAGAGAACGAGGGAAAGAUUCUGACGGACUCUGGGAUCGUGCCCGGCCCAGUGCCUCAUGAUUCCAAGUGCAAUAUCAGCUGCUGCCAGAGCCGGUGGUCCUGUGAUGGAAGCAGGUUUGGCAGCAGCAAGUCAUCCACAUACGUGCCUAUCCAAAAAUGUCUCUCAGAAGUUAAUAUAACAGCUACAGAGGCUGAGUGCAGUCGGAACCAGAUAGAUGCAGACAGCAAACAAAACCUGAAGGAAGAGCUUCAUCUCAUGGACUCAACACCCAAGGGCGUGGCUGCUGUCUUCCUAACGCCUCCAGACAAAACGUCCAUUAACACCACCGUCCCACAGAGAAAUGAGAUGCUAGAACGGAAAACAGCUGAGUUCAAUCGUAUCCUCUUUCAGGCAGGAAUGGGCUUUCAGUGUGAUGAAGACAGUCGCUCAGCAGAUGUGCACUAUACAUUUAAUAGUACCACUGAGGGCAAUCUGACAAAGGUGCCCCUAGAUGUUACAACACAGUAUUCCAUAAGAAAGUAUGAACAGAUUGCUCCUCAGGUAUCACCACAGUUAAAGAACCAAACAAAGGAUUCCAGUUCUGGCCCUAUAACUCUGCAUCAGGAUGUAAAGGUGAAGAAAGCAAUAUCUGGUCAAUCACAGAAUCUAGCAGUGAAACACAAGGACUCAAAGUUUAAAUGCCGGCUAUCACAUUCAGAAGACAGACAACCGUCCAUCACUCAGUUUGAUAAAAGCUUGAGGACAAUCAAGUCAGAUUUAGACUUGUGUCCGUCUAAGCUAACACAUCAGACAGAGAAAUUCAGUAAAGUACAGUCGGUCACUUCGGGUCAGCAUCCUGCUGAAAUAAAACCUAAAAAGCCUGAACGUACAAAACAGGACAUGCCUAACACAAGGUCCAGAGUUUUGGAUGAAAAUCCUUGGAAACCUUCGACUUUGGCUGCUUACCCUCGUCCACUAGAGUCCCGGUCCAAUUAUGGGGCAAUAGAGAGGAUUUUGAAAAGUUAUGAAAAUUUGGGCCAAUCACAGCAAGGCAAGCAAUUGCAGUCUAAUCCAGGGAGGGAGGAGGACCUCACAGAGCUCUUGAAUUUGCUUGAAAUCCAACAUCAGUCUAGAUCCAGUGAACGAGUCACACACACACCUCACCACCCAACUGUAGCACACAAAGAAGCACAUGUAACAGUGAAGCAGAGCAAAGAAUCGACAGUAACCGUCAAGAAGAGUUUCUCUCGACCUGCUUGUCCUGCUAAAAGACGUCUACCCUCACGCUGGGCUAAUCGCUCUUCCUCCACUUCAUCUACAUCCUCCCCGUCUCCCUCGCCAACAAUACAGCCCACCGUCUCCAGCUCACAGCAAACAUUCACCUACUCUGCUUUUCACACAGAGACAGUCAUCAUGUAAAACAUACAACCACAUGUGACUCAUCAGAGUCACACACAGAGUCAAAACGCUGCUUCCUUGUCUCUUCCUGAUUACCUUUGUAUAUACCAAUAAUGACUGUUAAUCCAACAAGCUCUUCAAAAUACAGCCUGACUUUUUGUUGCAUUGUAUUAAUUAAGUUCUGUAUUGUCAACAUAUGAAGCAUACACUAUAUAGCCAAACGUUUUUCCAUCACAUCUUAUAUGUGAUUUUCCCCACACCGGUGCCGCAAAGUUGAAAGCAUACAAUAGUGUCUUUGAAUGCUGUAGCAUUACACUUUCCCUUCACUGCAAUUAAGGUGCAUAUCCAUACCCCAGCAUGACAAUACCUUUGUGCACAAAGCAAGCUCCCUGAAGACAUGGUUUGGAAGAAUCUAUGCGGCCUGCACAGAGCCCUGACCUGAACACGUUUGGAAUAAUUUGGAACAUGCCGUGUGCCCAAGGCUUCCUUGCCAUACAUCAGGUCUGCCCUUAUCAGUGCUGUAGAGGCUAAAUCCCAAGGCACAUGCCAAAAUAUUGUGGAAAGACUUCAUGGACGAGUGGAGGUUAUUAUAAGAACAAAGCGAGGAUAAAUCUGGAACGAGAUGUUCAACAAGCACAUAUGGGAGUGAUGGUAUGUGUCCAUAAACCUUUGGCCAUAUAGUGAAUCUAUGUAUAUUUCUCUCUCCAGCCAUGUUCUUGAUCCAUACCAAAGGCUGUGGUAAGAAUCAAACAGAUGGAUUUCUGAGUAACUGCCGUGAUAUUUCUCCUUAUGCGUUUAGGUGCCUCCAUUUUUUGACCAUAUUUAAAAGCUCUAGUGCUGAUUAUUUCAAAGAAAUCAUUUGUUAUACUUUCUUUGACUCUCAUCUGAAUGAUUGCCUUGUAUGAAUAAGACAUGUAUUAUAAACUCACUCUGUCUACUUACCUGACGUGAAACAUAUCAUUAAAGUAUAACCUUUACAACCUCUAUGU
Molecule: messenger RNA, 4571 nt
Organism: Hemibagrus wyckioides
Lineage: Eukaryota; Metazoa; Chordata; Actinopteri; Siluriformes; Bagridae
Product: protein SOGA3-like
Exons: 7
Coding region: 535-3603 (1022 amino acids)
Biological process (GO): regulation of autophagy
Source: RefSeq, a predicted model, not a curated record